Molecule: messenger RNA, 1674 nt
Organism: Daldinia caldariorum
Lineage: Eukaryota; Fungi; Ascomycota; Sordariomycetes; Xylariales; Hypoxylaceae
Product: PLC-like phosphodiesterase
Exons: 4
Coding region: 246-1361 (371 amino acids)
Biological process (GO): lipid metabolic process
Molecular function (GO): phosphoric diester hydrolase activity
Source: RefSeq, a predicted model, not a curated record
ACGUCUUACUAUUUUUCUUAAAAGUCUUUCGAGAGUUAGAUUUGAAACCACCAAGAAGAUUAACUGCGUACCUACCUAAGUUACAUCCUGAUUUGCUAUGUUGUUCCUAUGAUGUAUAAAGUUGGAUAACUAAAGUGCCUUCUGUUUAUCUCUUUGCUUUCCAAGCGGACCUGUCCCUAGAUACAGCGAUAUACAUUGACAGCCAACUACAUAUAAUAAUAAUAAUAAUAGUCUCCGAACAAGAAAUGGCUAGGAAGAACGCCAAGCCGGCUGUUGAGCAGACGCCGUUAUUAAAUCCCAACGGCCCUAUCAUGAAAAACGGGACGCCGGCAGGAAUUCCCGCGCCCCGGUCCCGCGAUGCUGCUGCUGCUACUCUAGGUACUACCACCUCCGAGCCGCGGCCGCAGCUGCCGCCGCAGGCCAUAGCUCAUCGCGGCUACAAGGCGCUAUUCCCGGAGAACACGAUGCUGGCGUUCCGCGCCGCCGUCGAGGCCGGCGCGCACGCCAUCGAGACCGACCUGCACCUGUCCAGGGACGGCGUCGUCGUCAUCAUGCACGACCACAAGCUCAAGCGCUGCUACGGCGACGACUCCAAGGUCAGCGACCACGACUGGAGCUACUUGAGCAAACUGCGCACCGUGCGCGAGCCCCGCCAGCCGAUGCCCCAGCUCGUCGAGCUGCUGGAGUAUCUGAACCAGCCGGAGCUGCAGCAUGUUUGGAUCAUGCUUGAUAUCAAGAGAGAUGACGACCCGACGGAGAUCAUUCGGAGAACGGCGGAAACACUGCAUUCGGUGCCGGGGAUCCGGCCGUGGCAUGAGAGGGUGCUUCCGUGCUGCUGGUCGGCGGAAUACAUCAAACUAUGCAAGCAGUUCCUGCCCAAGUACCAGCUCGCGCACGUCGGCUUCUCCACCACGUACGCGCGCGCCCUCGCGCGGCACGAGCCCGCCGUGUCCGUCAGCAUGCUGUACCACGCGCUCGCGCUCCCCGUCUUCGGCCCACGCUUCGUCCGCGACGCCCAGCGCGCCGGGCUCCCGCUGUACUCGUGGACUGUCAACGAGCCUGACCGCAUGGAGUGGUGCGUGCGCGCCGGGCUCGACGGCGUCGUCACCGACGACCCUGGGUUGUUCCUCGACGUGUCCAGGCGCCUCGCCGAGGAGGGAAAGGGAAAGGGGAAAAGUGGGAAGAAGAAUGCGGCCGCGGCGGUUGGUGGGAGAUCGUCUGGCGGUGUGCCGCUGUCGGUCCGGGCGUGGCGCGUGUUCGAAUGGACGCUGUUCGUCGUCGGCCUUUUCAUCGUUGUCAAUAUUUACGUCUACCGGUGGGGGUUGCCGCAGAUGCAGGUGCCGAAAGUGCUGGGGAAGUAAUGGAUAUUUCUAGCUUUGCUGGCUGGGGUUUUGUGCUUGGGGGUUGAUUGGUUGGGUUUAUAUAUUUUAUGUAGGUAGAGACGGGUAAUGGGUACACGCACAGAGAGAGAGAGAGAUUUACUUGUUAUGUACGAGGCAGGGCGCUGAGGAUAUACAUUAGGUAGGCUAGGUUGGGUUAGGUUCGUACGCUUAGAUAUGAGACGAGUAUAAAUUCAUCUCCGAUCUACUUACAUAUCUCGUGGGGAUGUAUAUAUAGGUCGAUAUUCAUAGACUCUGGAUAGAGAACGUUGAGAUGAGAAUAUGCGCAGAGAGU